Cervus elaphus (red deer) is the source of this 3360-nucleotide messenger RNA. RefSeq names its product pleckstrin homology domain-containing family A member 5-like. The record is from RefSeq and is a predicted model, not a curated record. Lineage: Eukaryota; Metazoa; Chordata; Mammalia; Artiodactyla; Cervidae. Gene Ontology annotation, molecular function: phosphatidylinositol-3,5-bisphosphate binding; phosphatidylinositol-4-phosphate binding; phosphatidylinositol-5-phosphate binding. Gene Ontology annotation, cellular component: cytosol.
AUGGCGGCGGAUCUGAACCUGGAGUGGAUCUGCUCCCUGCCCCGCUCCUGGACUUACGGGAUCACCAGGGGCGGCCUCGUCUUCUUCAUCAACGAGGAGGCAAAGAGCACCACCUGGCUGCACCCCAUCACCGGCGAGGCCGUGGUCACCGGGCACGGGGCACUGCGGCAGAGCACAGAUUUGCCAACUGGCUGGGAAGAAGCAUAUACUUUUGAAGGUGCAAGAUACUAUAUAAACCAUAAUGAAAGGAAAGUGACCUGUAAACAUCCAGUCACCGGACAGCCGUCCCAGGACAAUUGUAUUUUUGUAGUAAAUGAACAGACUGUUGCAACCAUGACAUCUGAAGAAAAAAAGGAACGACCUAUAAGCAUGAUAAAUGAAGCUUCUAACUAUAACAUGACUUCAGACUAUGCGGUGCAUCCAAUGAGCCCUGUAGGGAGGACUUCACGGGCCUCAAAAAAAGUUCAUAAUUUUGGGAAGAGAUCAAAUUCAAUUAAAAGGAAUCCUAAUGCACCUGUGGUCAGACGAGGUUGGCUUUAUAAACAGGACAGCACUGUCAUGAAGCUGUGGAAGAAACGCUGGUUCGUACUUUCUGAUCUCUGCCUCUUCUAUUACAGAGAUGAGAAAGAAGAGGGUAUUCUGGGAAGCAUACUGUUGCCCAGUUUUCAGAUAGCUCUGCUUACCUCAGAGGAUCACAUUAAUCGCAAAUAUGCUUUUAAGGCUGCCCAUCCGAACAUGCGGACCUACUAUUUCUGUACUGACACAGGAAAGGAAAUGGAGUUAUGGAUGAAAGCCAUGUUAGACGCUGCCCUGGUGCAGACAGAACCUGUGAAAAGAGUGGAUAAGAUUACAUCUGAAAAUGCACCAGCUAAAGAGAUCAAUAACUUUCCCAAUCAUAGAGUUCUAAUUAAACCAGAGGUCCAAAAUAACCAGAAAAACAAGGAAAUGAGCAGAAACGAAGAAAAAAAGGCAUUAGAAGCUGAAAAAUAUGGAUUUCAGAAGGAUGGACAAGAUAGACCUUUAACAAAAAUUAAUAGUGUAAAGUUGAAUUCUCUGUCGUCUGAAUAUGAGAGCGGGUCAACGUGCCCAGGUCAGACUGGACACUACAGGCCAGUCAAUUUGAAUAGCUCAGAGAACAAAACAGUCAAUGUGAGCCUGGCAGAUCUUAGAGGUGGAAGUCACCCCAAUAUGGGGCCCUUACACACAGAGGCUGAUCGAGUCACACAGAGAAUGAAUUCAAUGCAACAGCUGGAGCAGUGGAUUAAAAUCCAGAAGGGAAGAGGUCAUGAAGAGGAAACCAGGGGAGUAAUCUCUUACCAAAUGUUGCCAAGAAACAUGCCAAGCCACAGAGCCCCAGUCAUGGCCCGCUACCCGGAAGGCUACAGAACCCUCCCGAGAAACAGCAAGACCAGGCCGGAGAGCAUCUGCAGCGUGACGCCCUCGGCCCACGACAAGGCAGCGGGACCCGGCGCCGAGGAGAAGCGGAGAUCCAUGCGGGACGACACCAUGUGGCAGCUAUAUGAGUGGCAGCAGCGCCAGUUUUACAACAAGCAGGGCACCCUCCCUCACCACGGUGCCCUGACCAGCCUCAAAACCAUGGUCAACACCUCCGACCAGAUGAUGCACUCCAUCCCCACGUCACCCUCCCACGGCUCCAUAGCCGCCUAUCAGGGCUUCUCCCCUCAGUGGACCUACAGAUCGAAAGUGUCUUCACCAAUUCAGAGGGGAGACGUGACCAUAGAGUGCAGAGACAUGACCAUAGAGCGCAGAGACAUGACCAUAGACCGCAGGCACCGGGCCCAUCAUCCCAAGCACAUGUACCUGACUGACAGGAGGUCAAUGCCAGCUGGCCUUACUUUACAGUCUGUUAGUCCCCAGAGCCUCCAAGGCAAAACGCUGUCACAGGACGAAUGCAGAGGAACAUUAUACAAAUACAGACCUGAAGAGGUAGAUAUUGAUGCCAAGUUAAGCCGACUGUGUGAGCAAGAUAAAGUGGUACACGCUCUGGAGGAGAAACUUCAGCAGCUCCACAAGGAGAAAUACACGCUUGAGCAAGCUUUGCUGUCAGCCAGCCAAGAGAUAGAAAUGAAUGCAGAUAACCCAGCAGCCAUUCAGAGCGUGGUGCUUCAGAGGGAUGAUUUACAAAACGGACUCCUCAGCAUGUGUCGUGAGCUCUCCCGUGCCACUGCAGAACUGGAACGAGCGUGGAGAGAAUAUGAUAAGUUAGAGUACGAUGUAACUGUUACCAGGAACCAGAUGCAAGAGCAGCUGGAUCGCCUCGGUGAAGUCCAGACCGAAUCAGCAGGAAUUCAGCGUGCCCAAAUUCAGAAAGAACUCUGGAGAAUUCAGGAUGUCAUGGAAGGGCUGAGCAAACACAAGCAGCAGAAGGGCACUUCGGAAACAGGUAUGAUAGGAUCAAAGCCUUUCUCAACAGUUAAGUACAAAAACGAGGGUCCAGAUUAUAGACUCUACAAGAGUGAGCCAGAAUUAACAACAGUGGCAGAAGUUGAUGAGUGUAAUGGUGAAGAAAAAUCAGAACCUGCUUCGGAAAUAGAAACUUCUGUUAAAGGUUCCCACUUUCCUGUUGGAGUAGUCCCUCCAAGAACAAAAUCACCAACACCCGAAUCUUCGACAAUAGCCUCAUAUGUAACAUUAAGGAAAACUAAGAAGAUGAUGGAUUCAAGAACGGAACGACCAAGAAGUGCAGUGGAACAGCUCUGUUUGGCUGAAAGCACUCGACCUAGGAUGACUGUGGAAGAACAAAUGGAGAGAAUCAGAAGGCAUCAACAAGCAUGCUUAAGGGAAAAGAAAAAAGGAUUAAAUCUUAUUGGUGCUUUAGACCAGUCACCCUUACCAAGUCCUUCAAACUUAAGGGAAAAUCCAUUCAGGAUUACCCAGGCUCGAAGAAAGGAUGAUAACUCUAAGGACCUGGACGCUGCCAUCAGAGAAAAUGACAUGAAGCCAAACCGUGACCCUCCUGCCACAGACACUGUUCAACUAAAAGAAGCUGAACCUCAAAAUACGGAUUUCAGCGAAGAGUUUAAAAAAAGUGAAAAUGUUUUUUCUGAAACACUUUUCACACCUGAGCCAAAUGGAGUGAAUUCUGAGGAAGUGAUGGAUAAAGAAGGAGACAAAAAAGAGAUGCCUGAGCAUGUGCCAUACAGCCCUCAAGAGGAGUCACAGAUCCCAAAUCAUAAACCAGAAGGCCCCCCUGCAGAAGAUACAAAGGACGAUAUUCAUGAGCAGGAAGAAAAUGUUCUUUCUUACGAACUAACUCCUGAGGCUUCUAGAGGAAAUCAGACAAUGGCAGCUAUACUGACUUCUGCUGAAACCAUUCAGAGCUGAGGACAUGGACCUUUG